Dermacentor silvarum is the source of this 7030-nucleotide messenger RNA. RefSeq lists its product as uncharacterized. NCBI's taxonomy places the organism in Eukaryota, Metazoa, Arthropoda, Arachnida, Ixodida, Ixodidae. The record is from RefSeq and is a predicted model, not a curated record. Bases 1 to 2949 code for a protein of 982 amino acids. The transcript is spliced from 6 exons.
AUGCGGGUCCCGCACGCCAGCCGAUGGCCCCCGGGCAGGUUCGCCGGAGAGGAACUAGAAGACUCGUCGAGUCGGGCGUGGAAGCCACCGCGCAGGCACUACAACGGCGGUACACAAGACGACGACGAGCUGCAACCACCGACCGGCAAACAAGCGGCAGGUAUGAAACGAGUCGAGGAGGAGGAGGGCCUCCGCUCCCUUUCCCUUCUGCCUACUUGCCUGCGGCGCUCUCGGAGCGGAGCUGGCACUAACGGUGGUGUCGUUCACCUGACCCUCGGGGCGUCGUCACAGACCGAUCCACCGUGGGAGGGCAAGGACCUCUCGUUGCCGGAGCCGCCGAGCGACCUUCCACGCCUGAUAGGCGUCGAGGUGGCCUGCGGCAAGCGACACAUGCGCGUGCAGCUACAGUUCAGCGCGCCCUUCCACGGCAUCGUAUUCUCCAAGGGACACCACGGACAGCCCGAAUGCGUCUACGUGGGGCCCCGCUCGGGCAUCACGGCCGCCAACUUCGACGUCUUCUACGACCGAUGCGGCACCAAGCCGGACCACCACGGCAGCUUCUACGAGAACACCAUCGUGGUCCAGUACGGCGUGGACAUCAUCGAGGCGUGGGACGAAGCCAAGCGGUUGCGAUGCGAGUGGCACGACGCGUACGAGAAGUCGGCGCUGCGCACGCCUUCCAUCCAGCUGGCCGACCUGGACGUCCAGGAGCUCAACUUCCAGGGCGACAGCGUCGGAUGCUGGAUGGAGAUACAGGAAGGCAAGGGUCCGUGGGCGAAGCAGGUGUCGAGCAUCGUGCCGCUGGGCAGCCCGCUCACCAUGGUGAUCGCCAUCAACGACCGCGACAAGCAGUUCGACAUGCGCGUCAAGUCGUGCGCCGCGCACGACGGCCUGCGCGGCCCGAUCCAGCUGACGGACGACCGCGGCUGCGUGCUGCGACCCAAGAUGCUCACGGCCUUCAUGAAGGUGCGCGACUUCAGCGGCAAGGCGAGCGUGGUGGCCUUCUCGCACUUCUACGCCUUCAAGUUCCCGGACACCAUCGAGGUGCAGAUACAGUGCGUGGUCGAGAUAUGCCGUCACGGUUGCCCCGACGACUGCCCCGCCCACGAGCAGCACCCGCCCCACGGAGGCGGUGGUGACCUUCCUCCACCAAAUCACCUGGAGAACCAGCGGCCACCUGAACGCCACCAACCGAGACCGCCACAUCACCAGAGGCCGCCGCACUACGCCGCUUCGUCGUCCCAGCAUGAUCAGAAGCUGGAGAACGCGCCCUCGCAGCAGCAGCAGCAGCAGCAGCAGCAGCAUCAACAACAACAACAGCACCAUGAUCCACAACGGGAAGGGGUGGCCGCGGGCAGUUCCGUACACGCGGUCAAACACCAACCGCAGCCCCCACCUCAGCAGCAGAGCAGCAGUGUCACCCAGCCCACGGUGCAGCGUCAUACGAUUCCAUUUGGUCUUCCCCUGCUGUCGGUCAACGUCCUGCCUGACCAUUACUAUCCACCGACACCACCGGGAGUCCACACGGGCCAGUUCCACCCCCUCAACAUUGCCUCCGUGCAUCAGGCUCCUCCCCCGCAUCUGUCGUACCCGCCCCUGGGCCCCCACCUACAAGUAAUGCCCCGACGCCCUUCUUACGAAGAGGCGGAUGAGCAGUUACUCCAGGAAGGCCCGCUCAAGGACGUCACCACGGACCCACCUCAGUUUUCCACGACACCUUCACAGCACGAAAGCGAUUCUCACACAACCAGCGGGAAGGAAUUCGAAUCCAUCGCACAGAAACAGUCCUCGAGUAAUUCUGAGCUAUCCACUGCCACCGCUCAGCCUGAAGACAAGCCCACUAUGCGGCCCCUUUACUACGAAGGUCCCAAGUCAGCGGGAGUCCAGCCGCCACGUUCUGAACAGCCUGCCACGACGACGACGAAGUCCGCGUUGACGCAUACGGAGGUCGAGUACGAAGACGACGACGAUACGACGUCAAAUACGCCGGCCACAACGACAACAGCGACGACAACGAGCGCGAGGGAGGGGUAUUUUACGCCCACGUCUCGAGACACGUUCAACAUGCCUCCACCGGUGCGUCCGUACCCGCAGACACCUCCGCAGGAAGGCUUCAUUUCUGAGGGAAACAAGGUCGAUGCGCCCGAUCCUAGUUCGGCAAGGCCGGUAUUCUUCUCGUAUUCGCCACCUUCUAGAGCCCCUGUCCACAUCCCUGUCAAAGAGGACCUCAGUGAAACCGACGGCAACGCCCCUGGGGGCGGCAAGUUCAGUGCCAUCAGACCGCGGCCUCCGGCACCGGCGGGCCCCACUGGUGAGCUGUACCGACACCCGAGACCCCACUACCCGUACCCGAUAUCCAAGAUUGGACCGGGUGCAAACAGCCCUGACAUCUUCCAGGACAGGGUCGACACCGUCUCCGAAACCGCGUCAGAACCUCCUCCUGCUAUGGCCGAGACCGAGACCACGCACGACGCGAACAAGUCCGAAACGCCGUCGACCACAACGACGACGACGACGACGACAACCGCAGACCCGACGCACGUUUCCAAGGUUCCCAUCCAGGCUUCCGUGACGCUCAUGAGCGGCCGCUUCCCUAAUGGUCCGCGUUCGCUCAAGACCAAGCGCAACGCCGUCGGCUCGUCCGACCAGCUGGGUGUCCGCGGCUCGCUGAGAGUCAUCGCGGGCGUCGACUUGGCCUUCCUGCCCAACGUGACCAGGGACAAUGCUGCCAUCUUCACCGGUCGCUACGAGGAGAUCAUCUACGGCGUCUGCCUUCCGGCUACGGGUCUAGCCGCCAGCGUGGGCGCCUUCGUGCUGCUCAUCCUGUGCACUACGUGCAUCGCGGCGUACCUCUACUACGUGCUCAGGACGUAUGAGGCCAAGUCGAAGCAGUCGUUCGUACUCCGCAGGUUUCUCUCGACGUACAGGAACAGAAAGAUGAAGCACUGAAAACUCUCCAGCUUCGCCGUAAGUUUAUAGCGGUGUUUUGUUUCAAAGCCCGCGGAACAAUCUCAGGAAAGGAAACUUUACGCCCAUGGCGACGUUGCCGCUCAUACGUUCGACUCUUGGAUCGUGUACCGAAGUUUGUUUGUUACGUGAAAAUUUAUGUGAGUGCGCACUGCUGAGGAAUACGACGGAUCAGGGACGGCUGAGCGUGGCGUUACCGGUCGUGAUGUCGCAAUCACGCCGACAGGACGCCAUUUGUGAGCAACGACAUGAGAACUGCACGGCAACGUCGACCAAGCAGCUAACGCCUGAGGCUCGUCGAUUGACUCGUCAGUACGAGCUCUCGUUUACACUGCAGAGUUGAAAGUUGAUGGGGGAAAAAAAGUUGUUGAGUGUGACAGUAUCGCGCGAAGACUGAACACUGACGCUCGGCGGAUGUGUAGUCUUGCUCACGCCUAAGUUCAUGGCCGGGCUGCGGUAGUGUCUAAAUUGGCUUUCCCACCGAACACAUUGCCAUCGUAUACACGCCAUCAUCCUGCUUCUAGCGCAGGGUAGUCCGCCUUAUCCAGUGCGUCACUGUGUAUGCAUUAAAUAGACUGCUGGCCGCAUCGGUUCCUCGGAGCAAACUGCUCCAAGAGACAGCAACUCCUGUGUGGAACGAAGGCGUGUGUGCGUGUGACUUCAGCAAACAGGUGUGGCAUUGUCUGUUCAUCUGUCCGUAUACGUGAGGCACGAGAUGCUGGGAUGUUCUGCCCCGUGUGAUGUAAACUCAGGAGCACUCAGCUCUCCAUACCUCGGUGUCCUUGUGUAUGUGUGUCCGUGUGAAGUGACAAGGACACUCACAAACGCCACAAUUAGCGGACGUUUUCACAUCCGUGUGCUCCUCGCCGCGCUAAUUGGGCGCAAUCGAUGUGUUUUUUUUUUUCUUCUAGAGAUUCACCACUAACGAGCAUGCGCACGUGGUGUAGAACCUGUCUGUGGCGUAAUGUGACUAACUUUUGCAAAGUUGCCCCUAACACGACUGACCUACCAACCCAUUUGCGUAAUUGCUGAACAUUUAGUAGGGGAACAAAUUACGCGAGUUCACCGAUUGUCUGUCGGAACAGUGCUCGCGGGAAAAAAAUGAAAAAAAGAGUGACUAACUUGAAAGCGUGAAGAUGUGGACGUGCGCAGCUAAUAUACAGCCUCGUUUCCCUUGCGCUUGCUCCGAUUGUGCGAAUCACGCGCCUUCAUGACAGUGAUGCAUGUGAAACGUACUGGACCACAGGAAAUAGAUGCGACCUCUUUCCUUCUACGACGACACCACUGGUCUUGUGAGCAGCCUAAGGCACUGAGAUUGGAUUCCGGUGUUGUUUGGAUUAUAUGAUACCUUAGCCCGGUUGCCGAAGGUAAGUUACACGUUGUAUAGAAAGAAAACGGAAAGGGCAAGUUAAGGCGGUUAACUAUGUAUGAGCUUUGUUUGCUACCCUACGCGUAAAGAAGGAAAGAUUCAUUGUCGCGAAGCACCUCAAGUGAAGCUUAUGUUGACUGAUGGACGGCAACGUUCUAUAUCGCUGCGACAAUUUGUUUUCCAAUUAUUUCAUACCAAAUUUAGGGACCAGUUGAAUCAUAUACCCGCCUCCAUCCCCAUGCGAAUUGGUUCUGCUGCACUUAGGUAUUCUCCUGACAGCCACUGCCUAACACAGCGUUAGUUCGCAGUAGUCAUCUUUGCUGAUGUCAUGUCACAUGUCUCUCAGUUAUCGGUGGUUCCUUACAUAACGUUCUCUGGACCUUGUUGGUGCUGGAAUCAAAUAUUGAAUCGAGGCGCAAGGAACUGAGGCACUAAAUUGUCCCACUGAAAAGUGGAUCCUCUCCAGUUUUUUACCAUUUUCGUAAGAGGCAAGCCUUUCUCCGGUUUCCAACGCAAUAUUGUUUUAUGGCACAUAUCAAGUUUCGAUGGAAGUUCCUUAAAGGUAGUGUGCAUUUUUUAGAAGCAUUUAUUAGGCUCCGUAUUUCAAUGACCCACGCAGUGGCUGACUCCAGCAUUUUUGGCAUUUACUCGUUCUUGUGUCACCUAGGUACAAAUAACCAAAUUUCUUAAAACGUUUUCCUGAACGUUAUUUUUAUUUCUCGCGGGGGCACAUUCCUCUGUCAUACAGUCCCUGGUCAUCGGAGAUGGCUGGAUUAUGGAGCAACGUUCCACAAGUGUAAUGGUUAGUGGCAUGAUUAAAAAAAUGUGGAUGCAGCAUUAACAUAAUGAUGAUCGUGGCUGUUCGGGGUGAAACGACUUGGCAGUGGUCUUUAUCGAGAAGAAAUCCGAUUGGCUGACGUUAUGAGAACCUGUGUUUAACUGCAUAUAAUUUGUGCUCUCGCUGUUUCGGCAGACCUCAUACGGAGAAAGAAACACGAAUGAAAGGAAAACUGUACUGUAAGUUUGAAGCUUGUUUUUUGUUAAAGUGGCGUCAUUUGAUGGAACGACUGCGCUUAUCCUGAGCAAGUAGCAGGGUCAUUCUGGUGUCAACUUACGCACCCGACAAAAUGACUGAGUGACAUGCGCCUUACUAAGUUGCCUCCCUAACAUACUGCACUGCUGUCAUCAUUUUGAGUCGCCCACCGUACACGUCGUCGCCCAUGCCAGCCGAUGGUAAAGUGCAACUCUGACGCUAAGUUGACCUACAAGUCCAUGGGUAUCGCAACAAAAUCGACAAAAAAAGCGUUUCUGUGUCGUUAUUUGUCCAAGCACGAGAGCAUGUCAUCGUGAGAUGCAAAUUGUAUUUUCUAUUUGUGUAACAAAUUUAUGAUGUUACUUAUUUUGUCGUGUUGCUGUAAGCUGCUGAGGUAUACCGUCAGCAUAAAUUCAAACGCUAACAAAUCGAAAACGGCGUAAAUGCGUUGUCGUGUUUUCCAGGUUCGCUUGCAUUUGUUACAGUGACAAUUCAUACUCCAAAACGAACACUCGGGGCUACAUGCAAGGCGCUUAGCAACCGGCUACAGAGCGGUUGCACUUUGCACUAGAACACUAAACAUGCAUUCAGAUCAGUUACUUUCUGUUCGCGUUUCAAUUUAUGAUGAUGGCACGUCCAGAAAGACACCACCUGUUCCUAUGUCCAAUAGAAACUAGUUUCACUGAACCAGCUGACCUUAUGUGCCUAUAGAGCUGGAACUGAAUAUUGCCUAUACUGAUAAUUUCCAGCGAUAUCACUCAAUGCGGGCUUAUUGACUAGAUGAGUUUUCUUUUACUCAAAGUCUUCUUCACGUCGCUGUAAGUAUAUAGAGUCGCCGAUGGCGCCGACAUGGGGCAGAAACGCCGUGAAGUCAGCGACGUUCAACUCAGUCGAAAUCAAGCGAUGUUCGGGGUCAUCGAGAAACCACUUCUUUCACAUCGGAGAGCGAAUGAAUGAAUAAAGCAGCAUAGAAUGAAUAUACUAGAUGAAUGAAUAGAAUAGAACAAGCUUUACUUCCGUGCAUUCGGUCGGUUCGCCACAACUUUGUCAAGUGGUUCCCAGAUGAGGUUGGGGUCACCUAGGUUUUGUGAGCCGGUAUUGUGUAAUGCAAUGAUUCCGUUCACACGAUCGCAUUCUGCUGUCAUAGUCCGCCUGGAGCUGGCCGACCAGCAAAUUUUCUGGCCAUGACGGCGGCGGUGUGCCUAUUCUGCCAUUGAAGAAGGUGGGCAAAAGGAAUGGCACUGGAAUCGGAUCGUUCCGUUGUUCCUGUCACGGACUCCCCAAGACCUGCACGGAGUUGAGCAGCUAUAUAGCUGCAGCGUUUGUUUAGAGUACCCAAUUCCCGGCCCUAAAUACGUACUCCGGCCCUUAGCUGCGCGAAAGGGAUUGUAGUACCAGCGCGUUUACCGGCAGAGAUAGGGGUACCCGGCACGUCUACGUACAUGUUGACUCACAGCGAGUCUGAAACGUUUCCGGCGUUCCGACGGAUGCAUGACGCAACAUAACAGGCGUGCACUGCCAGUACAGCGCACAUCCUAUGCAAGCUAUAUCUCACAAUCUCCCUGUUUUGACUGCAGUUUGGCCAUCACGCACUUGUUGAUCACGUGUCUCAACGUGGCCAAAUCGAGCACUCAGCGCUGUUUUCUGUUUGUGUGUCGCUU